AUGUUCGUUGCCAUUUUUGAGUAUAUCGACCGGCUCUUCAACAUAUGUCGUCCUCGUCGUAUUCUAUAUAUGGCUAUAGAUGGGGUUGCUCCCAGAGCCAAAAUGAAUCAACAACGCUCAAGAAGAUUUCGGUCAUCCAAAGAAGUUGAUGAGAAAAAUCAGACGAUUGCUCGCAUUCGUGCCGAAUUAGAGGCCAGAAGUGCUUUUCUGCCUCCCGAGAAGCCUGAUUCCGAGCAGUUCGAUUCAAAUUGCAUCACCCCCGGAACACCUUUUAUGACACGUCUCUCCAUUGCCCUGAGGUAUUAUAUUUACGACAGAUUAAAUUCAGAUCCCGGAUGGGCUAAUAUUCAGGUGAUCCUUAGCGAUGCUAAUGUUCCAGGGGAAGGUGAGCAUAAGAUUAUGGAUUUCAUCCGAAAACAACGCUCUUCACCAUGUCAUGAUCCCAACACGCAUCACUGUCUCUGUGGUGCUGAUGCAGAUCUUAUAAUGCUUGGACUUGCGACACACGAACCACACUUCACCAUAAUUCGUGAAGAAUUUAAGCCAAACCAGCCUAGACCAUGCGAUAUAUGCGGCCAGUAUGGUCAUGAAAUGGAAAAUUGCGUGGGUAUCCCCAAGGAAGAUGAUGAUUUUGACCGUCCUGCUCCUUUACCUACGUCCGAAACCGAUUUCAUUUUCGUUCGUCUUGCGGUGCUCCGUCAGUAUUUGGCCGAAGAACUGCAACUUCCCGGCUUGCCAUUUAAAUGGGAUCUGGAGCGUGCCAUCGAUGAUUGGGUACUUAUGUGCUUCUUUGUUGGUAAUGACUUCUUACCACAUUUGCCAAGUCUUGAAAUCCGUGAGGGUGCAAUCGAUCGACUUAUCGGACUGUACAAAGAUACUGUUGCCAAGACCGGUGGUUGGCUUACUGAUAGUGGCCGAGUUAAUCUUUCCAGAAUUCAAGGCAUAAUGAUAAGUCUUGGUCAUAUGGAGGAUGAAAUAUUCAAAAAAAGGCGCUCUGAUGAACUAUUUUUUCGAAAGAAAAAGCGGGAAAAUGCCCUAUCUGGUGCUCAAAGAUCCUGGCACAAGCACACAAUUGAGCCCGCCUCAUCUGGAUUCAUGAAGCCUAUCGCUGCUUCUAAUAAGCCUUUUGGGAGUGUUUCGGCCUCCGAAGUUCACCAGCUGCGCCGGCAUCAUGACGUUAAUUGGGUGGAGCAAAACCUUAAUAACUUGGAGGCUGCGACUGCUAUGAAAGCUAUGCUUAAGAGACGCAUAGUCUCACCUCAUGAAGAUUCCUCUUGUAUCAAGCAAUCGUAUACGAAAGGCACGUCUGGUUACAGGUCUUCCAACUCAAGCGAUGCUUUUACUGGGCGGGAACACGAGAAGGUCAUUAAGGAAUUGGAUGCUGAUGAGUUGGCUGACGCAAAAGACGAGGUGCGUCUUUGGGAGGAUGGCUGGCGUACGCGGUACUACCAGUCGAAAUUUGGCGUUGAUCCCGGUGAUGCGCCCGAUUUUUGUAUAAAAGUGGGACAAGAAUACGUUAAGGGUAUUUGUUGGGUGCUUGCCUACUAUUAUCAAGGCUGCGCUAGUUGGAAUUGGUAUUUUCCCUACCAUUAUGCUCCAUUCGCUAGCGACUUUAUCAAUAUAGCGAGGUACGUCGGCUUAUCAAAUUCACUUGCCAAUUUAAGGCAACAAGUGAAAUUUUGUUGCAUCUUAAUCUUAUAA
Protopolystoma xenopodis is the source of this 1701-nucleotide messenger RNA. NCBI's taxonomy places the organism in Eukaryota, Metazoa, Platyhelminthes, Monogenea, Polystomatidea, Polystomatidae. The record is from the annotation of a GenBank genome assembly.